Drosophila sulfurigaster albostrigata is the source of this 1446-nucleotide messenger RNA. RefSeq names its product gastrula zinc finger protein xFG20-1. Gene Ontology annotation, molecular function: RNA polymerase II cis-regulatory region sequence-specific DNA binding; DNA-binding transcription factor activity, RNA polymerase II-specific; zinc ion binding. Gene Ontology annotation, biological process: regulation of transcription by RNA polymerase II; central nervous system development. The record is from RefSeq and is a predicted model, not a curated record. The coding region runs from base 85 to 1188 and encodes 367 amino acids. NCBI's taxonomy places the organism in Eukaryota, Metazoa, Arthropoda, Insecta, Diptera, Drosophilidae. Gene Ontology annotation, cellular component: nucleus. The transcript is spliced from 2 exons.
GUCACAUUGGCGUAACAUUCCAACGGUUGUGCGUUUCGUGCGCAAAGCGAUUAAAGUGUUUUUCUUUGCAUUCUUCAAUAAAUAAUGUUAACUUUGGCAAAUAUUUCCGAAUUAUGUCGCAUAUGCCUGCGACACUUGCGACAACAACAGCAGCAACAUGCUGCAACAGGUGGCAGCCCGUCGACGAUGCAACGCAAUCGAUCCAGUUACAAUUUCAGGGCGCUGCCCCAUUUGGCCAAGAUGUUGAAUCAGUUCUUUGGCAUUGACGUGUUGCAGCAAUCGGACAACUUGCCGCAAAACAUUUGCACAUUGUGCUACAAUGCCGUCGAAUACUUCGACCAGCUGUGCAACGUUGCGGCGCAAACCAACGAGACAUUAAAGCGUCUAACACUUGCCCAGGAGGAAGAUGACCAAAAGAAGAAGACGACAACGGCAGUGUCAUUGGUGGACACCCAUUUGUUGCCGCACGUAAAAGAUGAGCCCAUAGACGAUGAUGCAGCUCUCGAGCAGCCACAAGAUGCGACAGAUGAAGACGCAGCUUCAGCAACGGACGCUGACGCUACAGCUGAUGCUGAAGGUGAAGCAGAUGCUGAGACAGAGGGCAGAGACGAAGAGGCGACGGCCAGCAAACGCAAGCUGCUCGCGUGCCAACAAUGUGGCAAACAGGUCUAUAAGCUCCCCUACUUGGAGGCGCACAUACGCAGCGUCCACGAGGGACAUCCGAAACCCUUCCUGUGUGCCAAUUGCGACAAGGCCUUCACACGCUACGAGCAACUGCGUUCGCAUAUGCGUAACGUACAUCCAACUGCCGUGGCAGCCACAAAUGAGGCAAAUGAUGAGCUGGAGUUGAUCUGUGAGCAAUGCAAUCGCAAAUAUAGUACAAAGAAUGCGCUGGGGGAGCAUCUGAAGCGACAUGCGCAGGACAAGCCGCACAUCUGUGAGCAUUGUGGCGUGGCGAAGGUCACUCGCACCGAGCUCCUCACGCACCUGCGCAUCCACAAUCCCGACUGGGAGAAGUUCAAGUGCAAGCAAUGUCCGCAGCUCUUUCGCCACAAGAGCGCCAUCAGUCGUCAUGUGCGCGUGGUGCACGAGGGGCAACGGCGCUUCCAGUGUGGACAUUGUCAGAAGCGAUUCGGCACGCAUGCCUCGCAGGUGCGACACGAACGUUUGCACAUUGCCUCCUUCUAGUUGAGGUGCAAUUCCAAUUCAAUAUUCCACAAAGAAAAAAGACAAUUAGCAUUUAAGAGACUUUACAUUUUUACCUUAAGAAAUCAUUACAGAAAUGCCUUCUUGAUUCAUUAUGUUUAUCAUUUUUGUUUUUAUAUUCCUUACAACAUUCCCAUCAUUGUUCUUUGCCUUACAGCACAAGUUUAUGUAGCAACAAUGAAAUCUAGAUUUAAACAUUUUGUACUGUUGAAGCAGAGCAUAAAAUUCUCUGUUAAUUAA